AUGUUGGUGAGUAUGUUGUUGCGAUAUGUUGCGAUACUCAAAUCUAAUUCGUUCCGAUCCACCGAUUCUCUUCUUCAUCCCACACAUUUUUUUCUAUUUUUAGAUCCGUGUUCGUAAUUAUCUCUCCAAUCACCUAUUGCUCACUAAUAUUGGUACAAGUUGUGCACAAAUCGGAACUGCCGAUAUCAUUCAACAAAAUAUUAAUGGCGACGUUGAACGUGAUGGUUGGGAUUGGCGUCGAACAUGUAAGCCUAAUUCUUUUUUCGUGUUUAAAACUAAUUAACUGACUGGUUGGUUGGUUCUCCAUCUCUUUCUAUUUUUUUGCCUUCUUCUUCUUUGUCUUAUUGCUUUCAUCUCAUGGGAAAUCAAAGUGAACUGAUGAUGCCUUUUUUUAACACAUAUAAAUACAUACUAUGCUUUUUUCCGAAUGAAAAAAUUAGAUGAAAAAGUCAUGUUUGUGAGAAAAAAAAAGAGAUGGAGAACGCAUUAUUAAAGAUUGGAAAAUGUUGGUAUCAAAAAAAAAUCAUGGACCAUUAAGUUUUGGAGUUCGGGAAAAUGUUCUUCUUGAAAAAAAAAUACUGAAAAUAAAUCAACAAAACAGAGUUAACUUUUUAUCAAGGUACAUUUUACAGAAUUUGUAGAUUUUUUUGGGUUUAAAAAAAUCUGUUAUAAUUCUGAAAUUUAUGAAUUGUUAAGACGGAAAAAAGCGUUUCUGAAUUGAAUAUAUGUCUAUCCCAAAGGUUGAACUAGAAAAUAUUCAAAAACAUUGGCAAUUUCUGAAUGGGAUUUCCCUUUUGAAAAUUAGCCCCAUUCAGGGAAUCCCAUUCAGAAAUUGCCAAAAACAUUUUCCAGGUCGAAUGGCAGCGAUUGGUCUUGUGAUGGCUCCAGCUCUUCAUUGCUUUUAUAGAGUUCUCGAUACUCGAAAAUUCCAAGGCUCUAAACAAUCAAAAGUUCUCAAAAAACUGGCGUGGGACACCUCAUUCAUCCCAUUUUUCUCAUGCACAUUUAUCACAGGUUUUUAUUUCUUUUUCUGGGUAAAUUUAAAAUAAUAUUAUAAUUCAAACAUUUUUCAGUUGGCGCAAUUUAUGAGGGAAAAACAUUUAAAGCAGCGUUGGCUGAAUAUCGUCGAAAAAUGUGGCAUAUUUGGAAGGUUAGAACUUUUUGUGGUUUUUUUGCCUUUCAAAUAAAUCUUGAACCUAUUAAUUAUAAGGGUAAUUGAAGAUCACCCAUUUUCGUUUUUCCAUAUAAUUCAAUUCAAACAUAUUAUUUCGUCAACCUUUUAUUUUAUGUUUUCAUAUGAAAAUAUUAUAUUUUCACAUAAACCGUAUCACCCCCUCAAAAAUCGAAAUCUAGUAAAAAUUAUGUUUUUUUUCAAUUUCAAAACCUAGUAGCAUAGGAUAUGCGAGAAGAAAAAUAAACCUGAUUUUUUCGUCUCGUUUCACAUUUUCUUCAUUAUAAGUGUUACUCGAAUUAAUUAUAGUAUAUAUCUAGUUACUAAUUCUGACAUAAACUGACAUAAACUUGUUGUGUUCAAGAUUUUUCAUAACUCCUUUCAUUUCUAUUUUCUUACAGGUCGAUUUCACACUUUGGCCACCAGCACAGUUGAUUAAUUUUUAUUUUUUACCACCUGCACUUCGUGUCGUUUAUGUAAAUUUGGUAUCAUUAUUAUAUAAUUGUAUCAUGUCAUAUAUUAAAAAUAACGAGCUUCAUCAUAAAUAGGAUAUUUUUUGGAAUUGAGAAUUUUUAAAAUUUGAAAAGGUUAGAAAAUAAUGUGAACAAUUAUUCGGUAUCAAAAGGUAACAUGAAAAUCAGCACUUGUGUUUUUCAAAUUUCAAGCUCCAAGGACUACUGUGUUCACUUUUUUGUAGAGUAGCAUUUAAACUUCCAUAUUCUCUCAAAAUUUCAUUUUAUUCAAUUUUUUUAGUAUUUUAUUUUUUCAAGUUCAUUACAAUUGAAGUCAGAAACUUUAACAGUUCUGAUCAGCUUCAAAAUUCAAAAUUCUUAAUCCAAGAACACACACACACAUAUAAGAAAAAAACAAUUCAAUUUUUGAUCUCAAAGUGCAGCGCAAACAAACCAUAUCAUUUUGAAAUAUGUAGAUACAUAUGUAUUAUCCAACUUUUUGAAGGACAAUUUUUUUAGACCUUGCACUUGAAAAUAAUAAGAGGAAAGAAAAAACAUGCAUAAUAGAAACAAAUCUAACGUUCUUUGCCAUCCAUCUAUUCAGAAUAACAAUAAUUAACAAUAUUUUUAGUUGGUGAAAGUCACUUAAUUAAACAUGAUCCUUUUUAGUUGAAAUCCGAUUUUUUUCACAUUUUCUCACAUAAAUUUUAUAUUGAAAUUAAAUUUUGAAAUAAUAUAAUCUAUUGUCAAAAUCCCCCCACGAUGAAUAAUAACAAUAGUUAUUUAUAAUAAUAAUAACCGGUGUUUACCGGUUGUUUUGUGAUGAUCGCCAUUUUUGGACAUUAUUUAACUGUUUGAAUUUUUCAUUACUAUUAUUUUUUUUAUUCCAAUAGUGUUUCGUUUUUUUCAAAUGAUUAUAGGAUGAAUUAUACACUCACUGAAACAUUAUUGACUAACGAAACUUCACCGGGUUUUGGAUUUGUCUAUGAGAAUUCAGAAAAUGAUGUGAUUUCAAGAUGGAAUCGAACAGAUAUUGAAGAUUAUAUUCUAACUAUUGAUUUUCUGAAAAUGUGAGUUCCUAGUAUACUUUUCAAGUAAAAUCCACUAAUUCUAGCUCAACAAGUGCUGAAGUUUCUUCUUGGAUGCAUUCAAGUAUUUUCAAGCAUAUCAGAUUUGCCCUAUGUUUCAUUGGAUUUGUUCUUAAUGCUGUUUUCUUGGUGGUCAAUAUUUGUCAAGGAAAAUCAAAAGGCGCAUUGAUGAAGUGAUUUUUUCUAUGGAGUAAUGAUCAGAAUUAUAGAGUGAUUAUUUUCAGAGUUCGAUUUCUGGUUCUUUGGAUGAUUUUUAUCAAUACUCUUUAUUUCUUCAUUCACGCAUUUAUAUUUGCGAUGGAUAGUAUUUAUGAUGUAAGUUCUAGAAAAUUCUGGAACAUGUUUUCAGAUUUUGAGAUUUGAAGGAUGAAUCAUUGCGAUUAACCUUUUUGAGAAGAUGAUAAUUUAAGUGAUUUCCAACACUAUAGUUUUUGCAGUAGUUUUUUUCUGAAUUUUUCUAAAAAGAUUGUAUUUUAUUUUCUAAAUUGAGACGUAUAUAUCACUUUUCAACUUUCCCAAACUUUCCAGAUCAGCUCUGUUGCCGCAAAAAUGUUUGAUGAAAUGGACGACCCAGAAUUCAUUCAAAAAUUCUGGAAAAUAAUGACUGAAUCGAUAUUCCAACCUUUCUCCGAUCUUGUAUCCUUCAUGCUACUUUAUAUUGCUCUUGAUCGCUAUGCAAGCCUAUUUUCGGUUAGGAAAAGCCUAAAAUUUAAUAAUCGUUUUUGAAAUGAUAUUUUACAGGUUUAUUGGCCUUAUUUGAAACAUCGAAUUUAUAUUCUUCAAUUUUUAUUGGUCCCUUUGAUAUUCUGCUUCAUCCCGUUCAAUUCGCUUUUCCUAUAUUAUGUAGCUCCAUACAAAGUUGUUAUAUCUAUAAGGUGAGAAAAACCCAAUAAAUUUAAUACUGAAAAAUGAUUGCAGGUUAAUUGUAACAAGUCUUCCACAAUUUCUAACACUCUUACUCUCUGUCGUCGCUCUUCUCGCUCGCCAACACAACAAACACACACAGCAGCACACAUCGCUCAUCUCUCUUUCUGUGUAAGUUGCUGUUGUGUGUAUGUCAUUGAAAAGAGUGUGCUGCAUAGUGUCCUCCCAUGUGGUCUAGUGGUUAGGAUUCGUGGUUUUCACCCACGCGGCCCGGGUUCGAUUCCCGGCAUGGGAAGCUAAUUUUUUUUGUUUUUUUUUUCAUAUUUUUAUUUUUGUAGGCCGUUGAUCGUCUGCAUUUUGGUGUUAUCGAUUUUUGAUCUUAUUGCUCAUAUAUUUUUCUUAUUCCGAUUUUUGAAUGAUAAUAUGGAUUUUGUUCUGCUGACUGGAUCGGAAGCUAUGGAUGAUUUCAUUCAUGCAUUUCUGGAUAUCGGAUUGGAGGUGAGUGAUAUUUAUAAAAUAAAUUUCUGAACACAGAUUUCAAAUAAGCAGAUGCAUCUGUUCUACUUUUCAAAUACAACUUAUGAAUUCUGAAGUUUUCCAACAGAGAUUCAGACCAACUUUUCAUUUAAAUUUUGAAAAAAGCCUUGGAUUUUCCUGAAAAUGUUCAAAUUUUCAAACAAGAAGUUGUCUUAAAUAAAUAAUAAAACUAAAUGUAAGAGUUCUUCAUUUUCAGCAAACAUAUUUUUCCAGAUCAGUAUUUGUAUUGUAUUUUUGAUCCCAGUCGUCAUCCCAAUUGUUUUAGGAGUUUUUGUUCAGAAUUUCCGAGAACCGGUUAGUCUUCAUCUCAAUUUCGCCAUAAAAUCUUUCAUUUUUUGCAGUUCCGUAAACGUGCAACACGUGUCGAUCAAAUUAACUUACCCCAUUUCUAG
Caenorhabditis angaria is the source of this 4504-nucleotide messenger RNA. The record is from the annotation of a GenBank genome assembly. NCBI's taxonomy places the organism in Eukaryota, Metazoa, Nematoda, Chromadorea, Rhabditida, Rhabditidae.